UAAGGGGCGAAUUCGCUGGGGUGAAACAGCAGUGAAAACUGUCAUUUGGCUCUGAGAACUGUUGGGAAUACUGAGCGGCGAAUUCGUACAACACCAAGGAAUAUUUGCCAUAGAGAAUGGCAGAGUACCAAACAGCAUACCAGGCUCUAACUUCCUUUGAUGAUGAGGAUACUGAUGAUAAUGACCUUCCAAUAAAUGACCAUGAUGUCAUGAUACAUGUGGCUCCAGAGAGUAGCAAAGCGCGAUGGAAUCACAUUGAAAACUUGGAUGACUUCUUCAAUCGGGUUUACCAUUAUCAUCAGCGACAUGGCUUCUUGUGUAUGGUUUUGGAAGAAAUUCUACAACUUGUACAAUUUGUGUUUGUGGUUGUGUUCUCAACAUUCCUGAUUGAGUGCGUAAACUAUGAUGUUUUGUUCGCAAACAUCGCAUACAACCAUACUCACAAGGUGACGAUACCUGAAACGAUCUACCCAGUCCACCAGUGCUUCCAGAGGUUUGACUUUUUCAUCAUAGUGUGUCUGAUCAUUGCAUCUAUUUUCUGGGUGUUCAGGCUGAUCAAAGUGGUUUACAACAUCUUUAAGUACCUGGAGAUUCGAUCUUUUUAUCUGUCAGCACUCAAAAUAUCAACAACAGACCUUCCAAACAUGACAUGGCAUGAAGUACAGAGAUGUUUGCUGGAAGUUCAGAAGGAGCAGCAUCUGUGUAUCCACAAACAGGAACUUAAUGAACUUGAUAUUAAUCAUCGCAUUCUGAGAUUCAAGAACUACAUGAUAGCUAUGGUGAACAAGUCAGUUCUUCCCUUGAAGUUCCUCAUCCCACUACUUGGAGAAAGCACAUUUCUGAGCACUGGCCUGAAAUAUAACCUGGAAUUUAUCCUGUUCUGGGGUCCAUGGUCACCAUUCGCAAACAACUGGCACCUACGAGACGACUUCAAGCAAAGCCACAAGAGACAAAUACUUGCAGACAGCUUGGCAUCAAAGAUUCUGUGGCUUGGUGUGUGUAACUUCCUGUUGUGUCCAGUCAUUUUCCUGUGGCAGAUCCUUUACCUCUUCUUCAGAUACGCUGAGCUUAUAAAGAAGCAACCAAGUGCUUUAGGUGCCAGACGAUGGUCAAACUAUGCUCGACUCUACCUACGACAUUUCAAUGAGGUGGACCAUGCCUUUAUUGCCAGGUUAAAUCGAGGAUACGGUCCUGCUUCAUACUAUAUGACUAUUUUCACAACUCCUAUUUUGGUAAUCUUAGCAAAGAAUGUUGCAUUCUUUGCUGGGUCUGUCUUAGCAGUUUUGGCAUUGCUGACUGUUAUUGAUGAAGAUGUCCUCAGUGUGGAGCACAUCCUUACCACCAUGACAGUAGCAGGUCUCAUUGUGACGGUAUGCAGUGCUCUUAUUCCUGAUGAGCAUGCUGUGUACUCACCUGAAAGGCUGAUGAAGAACAUUCUGGCUCAUAUUCACUACAUGCCGAGUCAUUGGAAUGGCAAUGCGCACACAUACAAGGUGCGCGAUGAGUUUGCUCUGCUCUUCCAGUAUAAAGCUAUAUACCUUGUGGAAGAGCUCCUGAGCCCCAUCAUUACACCAUUCAUUCUUUGCUUUUGUCUGAGGAAAAAAUCACUAGAAAUUGUUGAUUUUUUUCGGAACUUCACAGUGGAGGUUGUUGGGGUUGGUGAUGUCUGCUCCUUUGCUCAGAUGGACAUUAGGAAACAUGGAAACCCACAGGUAGUACUCAACCAGAUCACACACUUCCGAGGAUACAUGCUAGCAAUCAGACUACGCAGGAUCCACGCCGUGUGA
This is a messenger RNA of Haliotis rubra (blacklip abalone), 1787 nucleotides long. RefSeq names its product autophagy-related protein 9A-like. Bases 117 to 1787 code for a protein of 556 amino acids. Gene Ontology annotation, biological process: autophagy of mitochondrion; protein localization to phagophore assembly site. The record is from RefSeq and is a predicted model, not a curated record. Lineage: Eukaryota; Metazoa; Mollusca; Gastropoda; Lepetellida; Haliotidae. Gene Ontology annotation, cellular component: phagophore assembly site; autophagosome. The transcript has 20 exons.